Pseudo-nitzschia multistriata is the source of this 1409-nucleotide messenger RNA. The record is from the annotation of a GenBank genome assembly. Lineage: Eukaryota; Bacillariophyta; Bacillariophyceae; Bacillariales; Bacillariaceae.
ACACAGCUUUGGCAAGCAAGGCAUCGAUCCGAGAGAGAAAAGCACAGCACGGCAGGGCACGGCACGAAACAACACAACAAGACACAACACCACACGAAACGACACGAAACGACACACGACACGAAACGACACAACACGACACAACACGACACGAAACAACACGGCACACAACGAUGGUCACCGAGAAAGAGAAGAAGGCCAAGCUGCUCUACAUGGCCCAGUUCCAACCGGAGAAACACGCCACCAAGAUGGCCAAGAAAGAGGCCGGGUUCCUCGCCAAGGAGGAGGAACGCCGGAGGGACCACCUCCGGAGCCCCCCGGACAGGACGCAGAUGACGCCGAAGGAGAUCAAGAUUUGCGAGCGGAGGAUCGAGGGCGGGCGCAGGCUCCCCCCCGGGAAGGUCCGGGAACUGGCCAGGAGGUCCUCCUUUUCCGAGUUCUCGUACCACCUCGACACGGGCCUCGUGGUCUUUCGCGGCUCCGAUCCGGCCAGCGGGUCCUCCGCGAGCAUCCACGUCUACACGGAAGACGGGAUGGUGGCCACCUGCAUCUGGAGCAGGAGGAGGGGCCACGAGGCGGGUGCCAGUGGAAACCGAAACCGAAACGGAAACCGAAAGGCACACCCUUCGGGAGCAUGGGCGGAGGGUGCCACCACCAACGGGAGAACCCUGAACCUCUUUCCCUCGGUCGAGCUCGGGGGCCUCCGGGCCCUCCUCCGGAACCCGGGGAUCGGGUCCCAGACGGCCUUUUUCGGGGAGGACCGUUGCCGCGGGGCCGAGGMUUUUYCGGAGCCGGUGGCCUGGAGGAACGGGRGGGGCUCCCCCUUCUCCGACGCCGCGGUCCGGUGGGAGUACGUCUGCUCGGCGACGGGCCUCUCCACCGACAGGGCGACGGUGGACCACCUGGCGGGGGUUUGCGGCCUGUGGGAAACCUGGCGAAAGGUUGGAGCGGAGGAGGCCCUGGUGGGGGCGGUCCUGGGGGUGGCGAGCCGCAUGUUCCUCGGCUACCCCAUCGUGGCGCACCACCGUUUGGACGGGCCGUUCUUGCCGGGGUUGGUGCACCGGGGGGAGGAAGCGGCCGCCCWCGCGACCGCGGCGCUGGAGGCCCUGGGGAACCGGGACGCCAGGAUCGAGGCGAUGCGCUGGUGCCUGGGCCGCUGGCGGGACAACUAUUUCAUGACCGGGACGGCCAUCGUCUUUCCGAUCCAGACGGGCUUUUCCUUCGCCGUGGACGCGGCCCACACGGCGUACGGGAGGCUCGCCUACUCGGACAAGCUGCUGGCCACGAGCGGGUUCCGGCCGAUGUACGGAAGGUAGCGCCCCCGGCGGGCCAGCAAACCACCGGCACCGCCGGUGCCCGGAACGCAGGACUCCGUCCCUGCGGUUUUUCUAUAAAUCCGUGCACCCGUC